Messenger RNA from Ilex paraguariensis (yerba mate), 237 nucleotides. Lineage: Eukaryota; Viridiplantae; Streptophyta; Magnoliopsida; Aquifoliales; Aquifoliaceae. The record is from the annotation of a GenBank genome assembly.
AUGUCACAGUGGAAACAGAUCUCCAAGCAGGAGCUAACCACGGAUAUGAGCUACUUUGGGUUGAUCUUUGCUCUCAUAACUCAGUCAUUAGCGGCUAAUCUUGGUGUAAGCACUGGCAAACAUCUAGCAGAGUUAUGCAAGGCUGAGUACCCUCAAUAUGUGAAAUACUUCCUGUGGCUCCUGGCUGAGAUUGCCGUCAUUGCUGCUGAUAUUCCAGAAGGCAUGCCCCUAAACUAG